This is a messenger RNA of Manduca sexta (tobacco hornworm), 3941 nucleotides long. Its product is annotated as nephrin. Lineage: Eukaryota; Metazoa; Arthropoda; Insecta; Lepidoptera; Sphingidae. The record is from RefSeq and is a predicted model, not a curated record. Gene Ontology annotation, molecular function: protein binding.
AUGGGUUUCACGAGUAUAAAAGACACCGCUCACUCCACUUCCACAAGGCGUCCCAACGGUAUCUCAGGGUUCACUUGUGGAUACAUCAAGGACCCGUGGUUAGCUCAAGGAAUUUGUGGUGAGCACAUGUCUAACCACAGUUCCACAAGGCGUCCCAACGGUAUCUCAGGGUUCACAAGUGGAUACAUCAAGGACCCGUGGUUAGCACAAGGGCAAUGCAAGGACGGUUCCGCGCAGCUAUCUCAGUGCAACAAGAUACCCUGGGUCCGCUUCGUCUGCGCUGAAGAAGGCCUCCGCGGGUUUGGGGUUGCCACACACCUAAUCCACGCACUGUUUGCAGGAAGUCCGAUGUCGGUGACAGGCACGGUGACGCGCGUGUCGGCAGUCGUCGGAGGCGAAGCGGAGCUGCCUUGCGACAGCCGCCCGCCGCAGCGCAACGACAGUCUACUACUCGUCGUGUGGUAUAGGGACGACAACCCUGUUUACAGUUACGACACCCGAGUGCCAGGACCAACAGCACACUGGACGGACGAGCCGUUCACGGACAGGGCUCGCUGGUUCAGCACGCCGUCUUCAGGUCUUCGCGUCCACAACGUGCAGGCGAGGGACAGGGCCACGUAUCGCUGCAGGGUCGACUUCCAAGUCUCACCCACUAGGAACUACAGGAUUGCUCUUGAUGUCAUAGAGCUGCCGAGUAAACCGGUGAUAUUUGACGAAUAUGGAAAGGAGAUAUCUGGAGUGACAGGUCCUUACAACGAAGGGGGAGACUUCAAACUGAUUUGCUCAGUCACUGGAGGUACACCGACACCAAGAUUGCAGUGGCUGCAAGGUGACUCAGUCCUCACGACUCUGGGAGCUGGUGAUCUUCAACCCUCAGGGUUGACCAGGUCGCUGACCCUAGUCGUCAGGAAUGCCACUAGGUCUCACCUAGCUGCGGUGUAUACCUGCACUGCUGAUAAUACCCUCCUCGCGCCGCCCCAGAAGGCGUCUGUACGAGUGGACCUUUAUCUGCGGCCGCUGACGGUCGAGAUAUUGUCUCGGGAACAGCCCCUCUCCGUGGGCAGAAGGACGGAGUUGUUGUGCAAGUCCACUGGAGCGCGACCACCAGCGAACAUUACCUGGUGGCUUGGAGGGAAGCAGUUGAAGUCCAUAUCAAAGCAAUUGGAAGACGCCAACGAGACGCAGUCAUUACUCCAGUGGGUGCCUUUGAAGGAGCACAAUGGACAAGUACUAGUCUGCAGGGCAGAGCAUCCCAAGUUCAACCGGUCGACAAUUGAAACCAAGCUGCCGUUGAACGUAUAUUAUAUCCCAGUAUCAAGAAUGCACCUUGGAGCGAAUAUGAACCCUAACGACAUAGAAGAGGGUGAUGACGCGUACUUCGGUUGUGACGUUGACGCCAACCCUCCAGCUUACAAAGUCAUAUGGGAACAUAAUGGUGUUGUACUCCAGCAUAACCGAGCAACGGGUGUAAUCAUGACCGGUAAUACAAACCUGGCCAUUCGGAAUGUUUCGCGUCAUCAGGCUGGCAACUAUACUUGCACCGCAUCCAACGUUGAGGGCGAUGGCAGGUCUCCUCCAUUACAUGUGCAAAUUGUUUAUAAGCCGCUGUGUCGGAAGAAGGAAGUAAGAUUGAUCGGUGCUGCUUUACAAGAACCUUCGUCAGUAUUGUGCGAGGUGGAUGCAUACCCACCGCCUAAUACCUUCGAGUGGACGCUGAACAAUUCCGUGGGGUUCAUCAAGGUCGAUCCCGACCGCUUCACAGUGGAAGAGAAGGAAGGCAGAUCAGUCCUAACAUACACACCGGUAUCAGUCGACGACUACGGCACGUUAUCGUGUCGCGCGACCAACCUAGCCGGGCAACAGACGUCGCCAUGUCUGUACACAAUGAUGCCGGCGACACGGCCCGACCCGCCUACAAACUGCACCGUGUACAACCUCACCCACGACUCUUUGGAUUUGAUGUGUCUUGCAGGAUACGAAGGAGGUCUCCACUGCGUCUUCAUAGCAGAAGUGUGGGCCAAUGAAGGUCUGGUUGUAAACAUGAGUAAUGCAGCAGCUCUCUGGAAUUUGCGAAGACUGGGAGCGAAAAGGCAGCUGCGGAUCAUCGUGUAUGCUGUCAAUGCACGAGGAAGAUCAGAACACGUCUCGUUUACUGUUGAGACUGCGCCGAGAUUAGCACCCAGAACUGAAGCGCAAGAAGCCUGGGAGGUGAAUUGGGCGCUGGGAGGUGUUCUCGGUGCAGCAAUAACUGUCGCAGUUAUACUAUGUCUUGCACUCAUCGUAACCAGACUGCGACAGAGAGCUAGGGAUUACGAAGUGACAAUACCGACGCUGAAGAACCAGAAAGUCAUAAUGCCGAAGCGGAAUUCUCCUCACGGUACUGACGACCGGAAUCCGGAUCUCAUUCCACUGAGCAAAGGCGUGACGGAAUGCCCGCCAGAUCCACCGCUGUACUCCGCAGUAACAACCACGCCCGAGCCAAAGAACUCUUGCAGCGACCACAGCUUGGCACGCACGCAAUCUCCAACCACGCCGAUAUCAACCCACGCCCAGUACACUGAUUCGCAGAGUGAGUCGGGGAGAAGCGGCGUGAAUGGCGCCAUCAGAUCGCAUCGAGAGGUGGUUACCACAAGAACGCCCUUACUAGCAGCACACCAAGAAAGUUGCGUUUAAUUGUAAAAAUAAAUAUAAAUUAAUAUUUUUAAAUUAAUAAUAUGAUUAGUCCAAAAAUAAUUGUAUAUAAAUGGAAUGCAGUAAUAUUGGUUUGAAAGAUCUCGAUGAUAUUUUUUAUUUGGAUAUUAUUAUUCAAACAGUUUAUUGAGUUAAAAUGUUAUUAAAAUAUUUUGAUAAAUACCAAAGAUUUUCUUUAAUUAUAUACAGUAAAAUUGUGUUUACUGUUAAAUGGCACAUGAAUUUAUAAAUUAAUAUAAAUCAUUAACGAAUUUAUAAAUACUCUUCUAACACACAUGACGUUUAAUUUCGAACUUGUUUUCUUCCAUAGAUUUAAGGCUGGCGCAUAUUAUGGCGGAGCGCAGCGCAGUCAAUUUACCGUCAAACUAUUAUCGACAUAGUCUUCAUAGAAAUAAUAUCCAAAAUAAAUUAACAAUUUAAUGCAAUGUAUUCUUAUGUUAAUAGAUUUUGAAUAUUAUUUCAAUGAAUACAAUGUCGAUAAUAAUUUGGCAGUAAAAAAUUCUCAGUGCUGCGCUCCGUUAUUUUCGCUGACCUAUAGUUUUAUUCCACGCUUACUAAACGCAUGUGUAUAUUACCAUGUAAUUUACAUCUGACUUUUUUGAUUUAGAAUAGUUUUAGUGUUGAUAUAAGCAAUUUAACUUCGAAAAUGACUGAUGAGCGAAUGUUAAGGAAAGUAAUUUAGAUAUUAUUUUGUUAUUUAAAUUCAUUUACUCUUAAAGAGGUAAGGGAAUAAGGCUCUAAGCUAUUAGAAUAAAACUAAAUAAUCUGUAUAUGUAUGAAAACUUACGUUUUGGAAUUUAGAUAAUUAAUAACUUUAUUUUUUCUUAUCGCACAUCGAUAGGGCAAUUGUAUUUAAAUGUAAAAAUAAUAAUUGUUAAAUUGUAAAUUUUUAAAUUGUUAAUGAUAAAUCAUAGGUUAAUAUUAAAAAAUCCUUUAAGUAUUCAUGUUUUAUUUAAAUUAGGAACGAAAUAAACGUUUGGUUUGUAAAAAAAACAUAAGCUGCAGUAGAUAUCCACGAAACUGUUGCAGCUUGUAAUUAAUUAACGGAACAAUUGAAUAUCGAAUAAAUUAAAUCUAUAGAGUUUUAAUGGUUAAAUUUCGUCAUGUCAGUCGAUAUAGAGAAUGAACUAAUUUGCUCAUAACUUCAAUUAUGGUGAAUUUAAUCUUACGAUGCACGGAUUGAUAUUUGUGAAUUAUUUAAAAUCGGAAUGUCGAUGGUGAGCAUUUUUUAUUACAUGUGAUUAAAUAAA